This is a messenger RNA of Lutra lutra (Eurasian river otter), 958 nucleotides long. Its product is annotated as translation initiation factor IF-2-like. The record is from RefSeq and is a predicted model, not a curated record. The coding region runs from base 1 to 813 and encodes 270 amino acids. The transcript has 5 exons. Lineage: Eukaryota; Metazoa; Chordata; Mammalia; Carnivora; Mustelidae.
AUGGUGCUGGGUGAGAAUGGAAUCAGAGCACAGAGGCUUGCCUCCCGGUUCUGGUCCCCGGGUCCUCCCAGGGGAGGGGCGCGCGCGAGGGGGCGGGGCUCCCCGGCUGUCCCGCAGGCCUCCACCGCCCCGCUCGCGGCCGCCGCCAGGGGGCGCGCUCCGACCCCGGUCGGCCUAGCGGCGGGGCCCGGGAGCUCCCAGCGCGGACUUGGGGCCCUUACACGGGAGGCGGCGGGGAGGCCUGACGGGAGGCGGGGACCACGAGGCCUCGGCGGGGACAGCGGGCCCUACCCGGGCGGGCGGCAAGAGGGAGCACUGCGGGGUCGGCCGGCCGCGGCGCGGAGUAAGUGCCGUCUUCGCCGCCUCAGCCGCCUGAGGUGCGCCGCCGGGCCACCUCAGCCGCGCGGGCCGCGAUGUCGUCCCGGCCGGGGCGCGACGAUGCCAGGGCCGGGGGCGUGCGGCGGCCGCGGGAGCCGGCCGAGCAGGAGCUGCAGCGGCGCCGGGAGCAGAAGCGGCGGCGGCACGACGCGCAGCAGCUGCAGCAGCUCAAGCACCUGGAGUCCUUGUGAGUCCCCGCCGCCCCCGCUCCUCCGAGAGGCGCUGGGUCGCGUUAUGAAAAACCUCCUCCUGGGCUUAUCAAGGAAGAUGAGACUAAGCCGGAAGACUGUAUACCAGAUGUACCAGGCAACGAACAUGCCAAGGAAUUUCUGGCUCACACACCAACCAAAGGACUUUGGAUGCCACUGGGGAAAGAAGUCAAAGUUAUGCAGUGAUACAGCAGUUGAAACAGUUACUAGAGGAUUCUACCUCUGAUGAGAAUGGGAGCAGCUCCAGUUCCUCAGCAAGUAAAGAGAAACACAAGAAAAAGAAGAAGAAAGAAAAGCAUAAGAAAAGGAAGAAGGAAAAGAAAAAGAAGAAGAAGAAACAAAAGCAUAAGUCUUCCAAGUCAAAUGAGAGU